Hyaloscypha bicolor E is the source of this 1464-nucleotide messenger RNA. RefSeq names its product putative D-arabinose 1-dehydrogenase. Gene Ontology annotation, biological process: dehydro-D-arabinono-1,4-lactone biosynthetic process. The transcript has 2 exons. The record is from RefSeq and is a predicted model, not a curated record. Gene Ontology annotation, molecular function: D-arabinose 1-dehydrogenase [NAD(P)+] activity. Lineage: Eukaryota; Fungi; Ascomycota; Leotiomycetes; Helotiales; Hyaloscyphaceae. Gene Ontology annotation, cellular component: cytosol. The coding region runs from base 412 to 1464 and encodes 350 amino acids.
CAAAAAACUGUCAAGAAAAUUAAACUACGAAUCGGAAGAAGUCUAGAUUUGUCAACCAACACACCGCAGAUCCCAGUCCCGGGGAUCGACGAGUCGAUUAAGAAGUGCUUGACGGGAAGGAGAUCUCCGUCAAGCAAGUACACGCACAUAAGACAAGCCCGGCCCGACUGGGCCCUCUGCCUGCCUGAUGUCUUCAUCUGAAAUUCACCAUCUGUGUGCAUACGCAAAUCGCACUCCACCACGAUGUUGUAGCUAAAUUUCAUAUAUAUAUAUAUACUUCUCUUUCAUUCAAUUUCUUCUUCGCCCCUUCACUUUCUGUUACGACAUUACGAAAAUUCUUCUGUCCAUACCUACGCAAUCCCGACUUUCUCAACCCGGGGAGCAAAACUCGACUCCAGCCAACCCCCAAAAAUGCCGCCAACCACUCCGCCCCUCUCCACCAUCCUCCCCCCUCUAAUCUGCGGCACCGCAACCUUCAACAACCAAUACAACACCGACGUUUCCUCACUCCCUACAAACGCAAUCAUCGCACGCGCACUCUCGCUGGGCGUGACAGCCUUCGACACAUCUCCCUACUACGGGCCCUCCGAGACCCUCCUCGGGCUCGCCCUCUCCGCCUCCUCCUACCCGCGCUCAACCUACAAGAUCCUCACAAAAGUCGGACGCAUCGGCGCCUCGGAAUUUGACUACAGCCCGGAGUGGAUCCGGUACUCGAUCCAGCGUUCUCUCCAUCGAUUGAAAACGGCGUAUUUGGAUGUCGUGUAUUGCCAUGAUGUGGAAUUCGUUUCGCCGCAGGAGGUUCUGGUUGCGGUCAGGGAGUUGAGGAGGAUCAGGGAUGAAGAGGGCACGGUUAAGUAUGUGGGGAUUAGUGGGUAUCCGGUUCCGCUGUUGUGUGAAUUGAGUGAACUGGUGUUGAAGGAGACGGGCGAGGGAUUGGAUGCUGUGAUGAGUUAUGCGAAUUUUACAUUGCAGAAUGAGAGGUUGAAGGGGGGUGUGGAGAGUUUGAGAGCGGCGGGCGUGGGGUGUGUGCCUAAUGCUAGUCCGCUUGGUAUGGGAUUGUUGAGGAGUAAAGGCGUCCCGGUUGGUGGGAAGGGUGACUUUCAUCCCGCGCCGAAGGAGUUGAGGGGUAGGGUUAUGGAGGCGGUGAGGUGGAUGGGAAGGAAAGGGGAGAAGUUGGAGGUUGUGAGUAUUAGGUGGGGAUUGGAGACUUGGGCGAGAGAGGGUGCUGCUCUUGGUGGGGUGGGAGGCAUUGGGGUUAGCGUUAUGGGGGUCAGUAAUUUGGAGGAGCUGGAGGAGACGAUGAGGGUUUGGAACAGUGUGCUGGAUGGCCUACCUGUUCCUGGACGAGAAGUGGCGAAGGAGAACAGGGAGUGGAGUCUGGAGAGGAGGAAAGAGGUUGAUAAGUUGGCGAAAGGCGUUUGGGAGAUUCUUGGAGGCUGGAAGGAUUAUGCUUGGCCGAGUUAG